CCAAGCUGCAGCUUCAACUUCAAACAACCUGGACUUUUUAUUUCUCUGUUAUUUUCUGCCUCUGCGCCACUUUUAAUCCAGAUUAAGGGAGUCUGGUUUAAAACCGCUUCCAGUCUCACUCCAGUGAGUUGAGACCAACAACAAACACAACGUGAUCCAGAUCCAGGGCUGCAACUUUGUUUGUGUGUUUUUAUUAUUUCACCGGAGCUGAAACUUUUACCCCCCGAGGAGAAACCACGGAGGACAUGCCGGGGUUUGUGGCUUUGUUGGCCGCGUUUGCAGCUCUCUCUGUGGGGUUGAGGAGCUCCGUGGCCGGGGUGGAGAUGCUGGGCUCAGUGGCCGCGGAGGAGAGCUCCGCAACCGGGGUGAGGGGCUCCGCCGUACCCGCGGAGCAGAGGGCAUCAGCCGGUGUGAACAGCACCGCGGUGGCCAGGGCGGGGAUCUCCGGGGACGGGGACCGAGGAGCGGGGAGGGCUGGCUGCCCUGGCCGCUGUCGGUGCGAGGUGGACGGGCUGCUGCACCGGGUGGACUGCUCGGACCUGGGGCUCCGGGAGAUACCGAGCAACCUGAGCGUCUUCACAUCCUACCUUGAUCUGAGUAUGAAUAAUAUGACUGUGUUGUCCAGUGGAGCUUUGUCCAACCUGCACUUCCUAGAGGAGCUGCGUUUGGCGGGAAACGAUCUGUCAUUCAUCCCCAGAGGAGCAUUCGCCGGCCUCUACAAUCUCAAAGUGCUGAUGCUUCAGAACAACCAGCUGAGGUCGGUCCCUGGUGAGGCGUUCAACAACCUGCACAACCUGCAGUCGCUCCGCCUAGAUGCUAAUCACAUCUCCAGCGUUCCCAUUGGCUGUUUCUCAGGCCUGCGUUCGCUCCGUCACCUGUGGUUGGACGAUAACUCUCUGACGGAGGUGCCGGUGGAGGCUCUGAGCGAUCUGCCCGCCCUGCAGGCCAUGACCCUCGCCCUCAACCACAUCAGCCACGUUCCUGACCACGCCUUCAGCAAGCUGGGCCGCCUGGUGGUGCUGCAUCUCAACAACAAUAGGAUCGUUUCCAUGGGAACGAACUGCUUCCACGGACUCCACAGUUUGGAGACGCUGGAUUUGAACUACAACAGUCUGGUGGAGUUUCCCACGGCCAUCCGUUCACUCAGUCACCUCAAAGAGCUUGGUUUCCAUAGUAACAACAUCCAGUCGAUCCCGGAGCACGCCUUCACGGGAAACCCGUCACUGAUCACCAUAUUUUUCUAUGACAAUCCGAUCCAGUCUGUCGGACGCUCGGCCUUUCAGAACCUGCCAGAGCUUCGCACACUAUCUCUGAACGGAGCCGCAGAUCUCACUGAGUUUCCAGAUCUGACAGGAACCAAGAGUUUGGAGAGCCUGACUAUCACAGGGGCUCGGAUCACCUCUCUGCCCAGUUCAGUGUGUGAGCAGUUUCCAAACCUGCAGCUACUUGAUCUCUCCUAUAAUCAGAUCCAGACUCUUCCCAGUUUCUCCGGCUGUGAAAGUAUCCAGAAGAUUGACCUGCACCACAACGAGAUCGAGGAGCUGCAGGAGAACACCUUCCACGGUCUGAUGUCUCUGUGCUGUCUUGAUUUGUCGUGGAACAGGUUGUCGACAGUGAGGCCGAACUCGUUCUCCGCUCUGCCCGCUCUCACCAAACUUGACCUGUCCUCCAAUCAGCUGUCCUCUCUGCCUCUGAUUGGUCUGCAGAGUUUAACUCACCUGCGAUUGGCUGGAAACGAUCAGCUGAUGGAGUUAAUACCCCGAGAGGACCUGCCCCGGGUCAGGGUGAUGGAGCUGCCUUACGCCUUCCAGUGUUGUGCCUUCGUCUCCUUGUCCUGGGAGAGAGAGGAGGCGGCGGACUUCACCGGGAGAGACACCUCCGUCCUCUCCAGCCAAGUAGAUCAGGACUGGGAGGAUUUACUGAUUGAGUUUGAAGACGAACCAAAACCUCAACACUCGGUCCACUGCAGCCCUGCGCCAGGACCGUUUCGUCCCUGCCUCCAUCUGCUCGGCAGCUGGUUGAUCCGUGGCGGGGUGUGGCUCAUCGCAGUGCUCUCAUUGGUCAGCAACAGCCUUGUCGUGCUGUCAAUCUUCUUUUCCACCGCCACCUCGGUCACGCUGCCCAAGCUGCUGAUUGGUCUGCUGGCGCUGGUGAACGGCCUGAUGGGGGUGUGGUGCGGCUGGUUGGCGGCGGUGGACGCUUGGACGUUUGGGAGCUUCUGGAGGUACGGGGCAAAGUGGGAGAGCAGCUUCCUGUGUCGACUCAGCGGCUUCCUGUGCGUGUUCGCGUCGCAGACCGGCCUCUUCCUGCUCACCGUCGCAGCUCUGGAGCGAUGCCUGGCCGCCGCCACCGCCACCACAGGACGCAACAAAACUGACAAACACAGUCACGCUUCGUCUCUGCUCUUCGUCCGUCUGUCCAUUGUUCUGUGUUUCCUGUUGGGUUUGGCCGUCACACUGCCCCCCCUGGUGGCCGGACACAGCAGCACCUCCCUCUGUUUGCCACUGCCUUCCUCCACCUCCUCCUCCUCCCUGGCCUUCUCCGUCUCCCUGGUGCUCCUCGACUCGCUGUGUUUCCUCCUCAUGACGGUCGCUUACACUCGCCUCUACUGCCGGGUCAACAAAGCUCCACCUGCCUCAGAGGAGGAGGCGGCGCUGACUCGACACGUAGCCUGGCUGCUCUUCUCCGACUGCCUCCUCUACCUCCCUGUGGCCUUCCUCUCCUUCUCCUCCCUGCUGCGCCUCCCCGCCGCCGGGCCAGAGGCGGCAAAGGGGGUGCUGCUGCUCGUGGCGCCGCUGCCGGCCUGCAUCAACCCGCUGCUCUACCUCCUCUUCAACCCACUCGCCAGGGAGGAGCUGGCAGCGCUGGCCAAACGCACCUGCGGGGCUAUGGCGGUACCUAGACUACACAUGGGUGGAGGAGGAGGAGGAAGAGGAGGAGGAGGAAGGUCGAUGCCUGUAAUGAUGGAUUCAACGUACGACGAGGACGCAGAGAAACAAUCGUGUGACUCGACUCAGGCGCUGGUGGCAGUCGGAGGCUUAAAGGAGGAGGAGGAGGAGGAGAGAGGAAGGAUAAAGAGCGAGACACAACAUUCAGUAGCAAUCGUUGUUCCACGUCACUAG
This is a messenger RNA of Seriola dumerili (greater amberjack), 3122 nucleotides long. It is a transcript of the gene lgr5, whose product is annotated as leucine rich repeat containing G protein-coupled receptor 5. NCBI's taxonomy places the organism in Eukaryota, Metazoa, Chordata, Actinopteri, Carangiformes, Carangidae. Gene Ontology annotation, biological process: G protein-coupled receptor signaling pathway. The coding region runs from base 246 to 3122 and encodes 958 amino acids. The record is from RefSeq and is a predicted model, not a curated record. The transcript has 21 exons. Gene Ontology annotation, cellular component: membrane. Gene Ontology annotation, molecular function: G protein-coupled receptor activity; protein binding.